UCUGUGUGUGCGACCCGGGAGAUGGAGAGGCAGAGCCCAGGAGAGAGGCAGGCAGACGCUAAUAGGACCGGAGCCGCCUCCACCCCCCCCUCAUCAGCUGCCGUCACCAUGGCAACAGUCAGCCCCAGCAGCACCACGUGCACCCAGGCGCCCUCCACCUCCCUCAGCAUCCUCUCACCCGACAGACAGGCGGUCCAGGUGAUCCAGCACGCCAUCCACAGACCUCAGAGCAUGGCGGCCCAGUACCUGCAUCAGAUGUACGCAGCCCAGCAGCAGCACCUCAUGCUGCAGACGGCAGCCCUGCAGCAGCACCAGCACAGCCCCCAUCUGCAGAGUCUGGCCACCAUUCAACAGGCUUCAGUCUGUCAGAGGCAGUCACCUUCUUCAUCCGCUGGCAAUCUGCUUCAUCAGCCUGCUGGUGUUUCCCCAAACUCAAUUACUUUACCAGCGUCUCCGGUGACAGCCCAGCUGAUUGGCCGAACCCAAACGUCCACUGGUGCUGCUACUACCAUUUCCCAGCAGGCCAUGCUCCUGGGAAACAGGCCGGCUAACUGUAACCAAGCUCAGAUGUACCUUCGCACUCAGAUGCUUAUUCUAACCCCUGCAGCCACGGUGGCUGCAGUUCAAUCAGACCUCCCUGCUGUCACCUCCUGCUCCUCUUUACCUACCUCCUCUCAGGUGCAGAAUUUAGCUCUUCGCGCCCACUUACCCGGAGCUCUGGCUACAGCCCACAGUGUGAUUUUAAAGCCCUCUGCUCAGUCACAAGCCCAGAAUCCGGUCGCCUCUUUAUCCAAGACGUCAGUCUGCGCACUGAAGACCAACCAGCUGACUGACACCUCAACAGAAACCGGACCAGCUGAUGUCACCCGACUGGCCUCAGGACCUCAGAUUGUAACCCCGGCGUACUCUCCUGUGCAGACCCACGCUCUGGUCAAGCAGCAGCUGUCCUGUCCACCGGGCCAGCGGGUUGGGCAGCACCAGCUCCUCCUCCAGCAAGCAGGUGGAGCUCCGAACCACAGACAGCUGCAGCCCAUCGCCCUCAGAGUAGCACCCCAAGAAACCAACUCCAACCCUCUUCCUCUUUCAAUUAAAAGACUGACCACUCCCAGCACCCAGUCACAAACUAAUAAUGACGCCCGGGCCCCUUCUUCCUCCUCCACCUCCUCCUCUUUUUCUUCUUCUCCUUCUCUCACCAGAAUGUUUGCAACAUCAGCUCAGACCUCAAUCCCAGCUGCCGCCGUCCAGCCUCAGCCGCCUCCUCUGGUGGCCGCUCCGCAGCGUCGGACAUCAUUCCCACAAGUGCAGAACCAACCUCCACCUCCUCCUCCACCUCUAGUCCUCCCCAGGCUCCCCCAGAACCCCCCAGCCUCCCUCCAGAGGCUCUCCCUGCACUCGGUCCAGGCUCUGGCUGUCCAGUCAGGACGGGUGCUGCUGACAGAGCGGGAGCUGCCCGUAGCGGAGGCUCUGGUUCAGAUGCCCUACCAGAACCUCCCACCUCCUCAGACGGUGGCUGUUGAUCUGAAAGUACAUCCGGUCAGACGCAGUGAAACUCCAUCGUCGGGGCAAACACGCAAAGUGAAUGGAUUGAGCUCGGAGGAGAGGAAAGAUGAAUGUUCUCCUCGUCCACAGAGAGACAGGACCCCUACAUCUCUCAGUGUGCCUCCUAAGCAGAAUGGUGCAGUGAUGGGUUCAUCCUCUAUCAUAUCCAGUCGCUCUGUGAUCCAGUCACCGAUGGUGGAAGAGCUGCCCCAGUUUACCACCAGCAGCAGCACCAACAGCAGCAACCCUCCUCCUCCAUCUCCUCCUCUACCUCCUCUACCUCCUCCCAUCCUUCCAGCUGCAGUAAGAGGCCCCAGCCAGCCUCCCUCUUCCCCAACCAGCGUCCCCGGAAGCCCCGAAAGGAUACUCACAACCCACGUCCUCACACACCUCGUAGAGGGCUUCGUUAUCCGAGAGGGCCUGGAACCGUUCCCGGUGGUCCCCUCGUCGAUGUUAGCAGACCAGCAGGCUUCACUUCCCGAAUCCCAGGAGAUACAAACCAACGGGGACGAAGCAGCAGAGGACAGUCCGCUGGAUGCUGACCAAUCGGAUUCAACAGACUCUGAGAUGGAAAACGACGGCCCUGCAGCAGAUGGUGAGGUGGAGUUUGCAGAGCUCGGGGAGAGUGUGGCAGGUGUGCUGCAGUGUGAGUUCUGUGGGAACAGAGGUUACGCUCACACGUUCCUGCGCUCCAAACGUUUCUGCUCCAUGACGUGUGUCAGAAGGUUCAGUGUGAGCUGCACCAAGCGAAUCACUAUGCUGAGAGCUGGUCGCUGGGGUCACAGGCCGAUGGGCAGGAGAGGACGACCCCCCAGCAGAGUCAACGGAGCCUCCAGAGAACAUUUUCUGAGAAAGGCUGGGGGCUCGUUUCGCUCAGAGGAGACCCGGCAAAUCUCUCUGAGAGAGGAGGAAGAGCACGAGGACGAAGAGGAAGACGAACCUCCUGUUCCCAUGACAACCAGGCUCCGUAAACAGGCUGAGAGACAGCGAGAGAGGGAGCGAGAGCAGGAGAGAGAGCAGGAGCUGAGGACGACAGAAACAAUCAGUGUUUCUGACGGAGAGGAAGACGUCGGCUGUCCGUCUCAGUGGAACGUAGAACAAGUGUUUUCUUUUAUCAGCUCCCUGCCAGGUGGUCAGGACGUAGCUGAGGAGUUUCGCUCCCAGGAGAUAGAUGGACAGGCUCUGCUGCUCCUAACAGAGGACCACCUGGUCAGCACCAUGAACCUUAAACUGGGACCCGCACUGAAACUCUGCGCCCACAUUAACUCUCUGAAAGACGCAUAAAGAGUUAACACUUGAUUUGUGUUGAUCUGGGUCGGUGGUGUAGUGGGUAUACUUAGGAUAAACGCCCUGUGUUAUAAACAGUGACUUUAAGACUACUACUCGCAUAUUCAGCUCACCUAGUUAUAUUCUUCUAAAGCUGCAGUAGGAAGCUUUUAUAAAAAUGUACUUUUUGUCGUAUUUGCUGGAACUUUUACUGUAUCCUGACAGCAGUACAUGAGACAGAUAAUCUGAGACCAUAAAGACUGUACUGCUUAUAAAAUUAUUUACAGAGAAAAUUACCAACAUGAGCAAGAACCUGGCGACAGAAGGAACUUUUAACAGGCAGAAACCUCGAGCAGACCCUGGAUUAUUUCUCAGAUUAUCUGUCUCAUGUACUACAUGUCAGGAUAUAGUGUAAGUUUCAGCAAAUAUUU
Morone saxatilis (striped sea-bass) is the source of this 3236-nucleotide messenger RNA. RefSeq names its product polyhomeotic homolog 3 (Drosophila) (gene phc3a). The coding region runs from base 22 to 2823 and encodes 933 amino acids. Gene Ontology annotation, cellular component: PRC1 complex; nucleus. NCBI's taxonomy places the organism in Eukaryota, Metazoa, Chordata, Actinopteri, Moronidae. The record is from RefSeq and is a predicted model, not a curated record. The transcript is spliced from 14 exons. Gene Ontology annotation, molecular function: zinc ion binding; protein binding.